Messenger RNA from Lampris incognitus (smalleye Pacific opah), 1440 nucleotides. It is a transcript of the gene ap1s3a, whose product is annotated as adaptor related protein complex 1 subunit sigma 3a. Gene Ontology annotation, molecular function: clathrin-cargo adaptor activity. The record is from RefSeq and is a predicted model, not a curated record. Gene Ontology annotation, biological process: vesicle-mediated transport; intracellular protein transport. Lineage: Eukaryota; Metazoa; Chordata; Actinopteri; Lampriformes; Lampridae. The coding region runs from base 196 to 660 and encodes 154 amino acids. Gene Ontology annotation, cellular component: membrane coat; AP-1 adaptor complex; intracellular membrane-bounded organelle. The transcript is spliced from 5 exons.
UCCUCGUUAGCCCUGCCUGCGUGUGUGGUGGUAGUGGUCACCACUUUGCACAGCACUCACGUCUCACGCAGUGAGUUGAGGAAACACGAUGUCAACGCUUGGAAAGACAAGUAACAGUUAGGGAAAAAAAGAGAGGAUUAAAACGGCAAAUCUUGGGGUUUACAUCGACCUCUCCGCGUCCACUAAAGGCUCAAGAUGAUGCGCUUCCUGCUGCUUUUCAGCCGACAGGGGAAGCUGCGGCUGCAGAAGUGGUUCACGCCGAUAUCUGAGCGGGAGAAGAAGAAGGUGAUCCGUGACAUGACCAUGAUGGUACUGGCCCGUCCACCGCGCUCCUGCAACUUCCUCCACUGGAGGGACCUCAAGAUCGUCUAUAAGAGGUAUGCCAGUCUGUAUUUUUGCACGGGUCUGGAGGAGCAGGAUAAUGAGCUGCUGAUGCUCGAAGUGCUGCACAGAUAUGUGGAGCUGCUGGACAAGUACUUUGGCAAUGUUUGUGAACUGGAUAUCAUAUUUAACUUCGAGAAGGCUUAUUUCAUCUUGGAUGAAUUCCUGAUGGGAGGAGAGGUUCAGGAAACCUCCAAAGUCACUGUAGGUGUGUUGUUGGAAGAAGCAGAUACACUCCAAGAGACCAUGGAGGAGUACAUGAGCAAACCUGCCUACUGAGAGGAGCUUGAAGACGUGGCUAUUCAGAGGAGAUGCUUCCCGAAACGAGUUUCACAUCAUCUCAAGAUGUGGUGUCCUUUAAGACUAGUCUGCUUUAUGCUCAGUGUUGCUGUCCAAUGGCUCAUGAAUGCAUAUAUACACUUUUCAAUGAUACAAUUAAGGGAAAAUCAGAUUUGCAUGUAUAUAUGAUUUGUGUUUUAAACAUUUCAGUGAUUGUUUGAACAUUUGCAUACAUAAGUGCCUUAUAUUUAUUAUUCUCAGGAAACGAAUUGCAGAUAUGGAUGGGGCUAAUUCAGCAACAACAUUGGUUUUUCCCCCUUUUAUAUGAAUAAAUACUUUUUCUCAUUUGAUUUGGCCAUGAAGUAUUGCUCAGAGGCUAUUCUGCAUAUUCAUCAUUGUUUGAUAUGCCUAUGCAGAGCUUUUAAUGCUUGAGCAGAUUGUUCAGUGCAGGAAGAUGGAUGAAAACUGGAUUGCAGUACAUAAUAGCGUAAACAAUAUGUAACAUUUUGUCUAGGACACUGACUGACACUUAUUUUUCAGAGGAGGAAACAGCCUAAAAGCCAUUUCCCAGUGUAUGACCUUUGGGUUAUUUACUGUAAUGUCAUGGAUUACUGUAAAUAACCGCUUUCAGGGACCAUUAAAUGAGGAAACACUACAAAAUAAGGAAAAAUAAAGUCAAUGCUUUAUUUACCCCAAUAACAUUACAGAGGACAACAAUUAAGAAAGAAAUGAACGGAAUAAACACAAAUGCAUCCGAGGGAUCCAACACUGGUUUGGUGU